Messenger RNA from Archocentrus centrarchus (flier cichlid), 1122 nucleotides. RefSeq lists its product as uncharacterized. Lineage: Eukaryota; Metazoa; Chordata; Actinopteri; Cichliformes; Cichlidae. The coding region runs from base 1 to 1122 and encodes 373 amino acids. The record is from RefSeq and is a predicted model, not a curated record. The transcript is spliced from 3 exons.
AUGGAGAAGACGGGAUAUAAGCCGCGUCUCCCCUCUCUCAUCAUGGGCAACGUAAGAUCGCUGGCUAACAAGAUGGACGAGCUUACAGCGUUAGUCAGGAGUCAGAGAGAGUAUCGGGAAUGCAGCCUAAUGUGCUUUUCAGAGACAUGGCUACACCAGGAUAUUCCAGAUGACAACGUUUCCAUUGAUGGUUUUCAAACUAUUCGAGCUGACCGGAGCUACACUGAGAGCGGUAAGCGCAGAGGAGGAGGGCUAGCUGUUCUAGUUAAUAACCGCUGGUGUAACCCUGGCCACAUUACCAUCAAGGAACGUGUGGGUUGCCCGGAUAUCGAGCUGUUGGCUGUGGGACUGAGGCCAUAUUAUUUACCAAGGGAGUUCUCCCAUGUUAUUAUUGUGGCUGUUUACGUCCCCCCCUCUGCCAACCCGACGUCGGCGUGUGACGUCAUUCACUCAACAUUAGCGUGUUUACAAACUCAACACCCAACUGCCCUUAUUGCAAUUUCAGGUGACUUCAAUCAUGUCACCAUGGAAAAGACACUCUCAAACUUCACCCAGUAUGUGAACUGUCCCACCAGAGAGGAGAGAACACUGGACCUGCUGUAUGCUAAUGUUAAGGAUGCAUACAGCUGCUCCCCCCUCCCCCCUCUAGGGAGGUCAGACCACAACUUGGUGAAGCUCAGCUCCCGCUAUGUGCCACUGGUGAAAAGUCAGCCUGUGACCACACGGUCAAUUAAGGGAUGGUCUGACAACACUUAUGAAGCACUGCAGGACUGCUUUGAGGUGACAGACUGGCCGGCACUCUGUGAGCCUCAUGGACAGGACAUCGACAGGCUCACAGAAUGCAUCACAGACUACAUUAACUUCUGUGUGGACACCAUUGUUCCUACCAGGAUUGUAAAAUGCUACCCAAACAACAAGCCGUGGGUAACAAAGGACAUUAAAGCACUUCUCAACAAUAAGAAGAAGGCCUUCAGGGCUGGCAACAGGGGAGAGGAAGAGGCCCUGGGGCAGACCGAGGACACACUGAAGAGACUUUAUCUCUCGGCUGGCCUGGGAACACCUUGGGCCCCCCCUGGACAAACUGGAGGAGGUAGCUGGGGAGAAGAUCUGGGAUCUGCUUAG